Messenger RNA from Nelumbo nucifera (sacred lotus), 3399 nucleotides. Its product is annotated as Subtilase family protein. Lineage: Eukaryota; Viridiplantae; Streptophyta; Magnoliopsida; Proteales; Nelumbonaceae. The record is from RefSeq and is a predicted model, not a curated record. Gene Ontology annotation, molecular function: serine-type endopeptidase activity. Gene Ontology annotation, biological process: proteolysis.
GCUGUCUCCCACCUUCUUUGAAAAAUUUAGAACGUUGGGAACUACUAGAACCAUCAAAUAAAAAGAGGCUGACCAGUGACCAUCAUCUUCGCCAUCAUUUCUCAGAUAACCCACCAGCCAAAAAGAGUUCUUCUCAUUCCUUUGUGUCUAUUUCUUAAUUCUAUUUGAAUUUUUUAAUCUGGUUGAUUCUUGUGCUGACUGUUCCACUACAAGACGAGUAAAACAGUCGAGAAAGAAUAAAACCAAAAUAAAGAAAACGUUCACUUCUUCCUCUUCUUUAAAAAAGAGAAAAAAAAAAGAAAUUGAAACGUUUACAGUCACAGCAACCAAGAAAGUUGCAGAUUCUCUCUUCAGCUAACAACACACUACUUUAAGGUGCCAUCUUUUGGAGAACAAAAAGUUUUUCUUCUUGGAUAUGUUUAGAUAGCAGAGAAGGGCCUCUGGUUUUUCUGGGUUUUGAUCCUCUGCAACAUUCGCCUCUUGUCGGUUGGGUUUUGUUCCUCUGCAAGAUUUAUUUCUUGUCGGUUUUUGAACAGGGGGAGGAGAAAACAUUGUAUUUUGAUGGAGGCCAGGAGGAGUUGCUGACGAGUUUGUGUUGUUUUGUGGUUCUUAUCUCCUGGGUUUUCCGAAUUUUCUGUAGUUUCUUUCUCAAAUGGAGAGCGUUUACUUUUGUAUGCAUUUAACGGUUGUGCUUUGGUUGGGGUUGUGUAUGGGAGUCUUUUGUCAGGAGGAUUCAGUUACAGCAGUUUAUAUUGUUACUCUGAAACAAGCUCCUGUAGCACAUUACAGUAGUGAAGCGAGAUUUGAAGAAGCUGGUCUUAGAAAUGAAGCUUCUGGGAGAAUAAGUAAACUGGACAAACCAAGAAAUAUCUCAAGGUCAGAUCAUCGUUAUGGUUCUUAUCUGACCCGGGUACAUGAUUCUCUCUUGAGAAGGGUGUUGAGGGGGGAGAACUAUUUGAAGCUUUAUAGCUAUCAUUACUUGAUUAAUGGAUUUGCCGUGCUUGUAACACCUCAGCAGGCAGAGAAGCUCUCAAGAAGACGAGAAGUGGCCAAUGUAGUUAUGGAUUUCUCAGUUAGAACUGCAACCACUCACACUCCAGAAUUCUUGGGACUUCCUCGAGGAGCAUGGGUCCAAGAGGGUGGACCUGCAUAUGCAGGAGAAGGAAUUGUGAUUGGGUUCAUAGAUACUGGUAUAGAUCCAACACACCCCAGCUUCUCGGAUGACAUUCUAGAAAAUGCAUAUCCAGUUCCUUCCCACUUUUCUGGUGUUUGUGAAGUCACAAGGGAUUUUCCAUCUGGGUCCUGCAAUAGGAAGCUCAUUGGUGCACGCCAUUUUGCUGCAUCUGCUAUCACCAGGGGAAUAUUCAAUGCUACUCAGGAUUAUGCUUCACCAUUUGAUGGUGAUGGCCAUGGAACGCACACAGCGUCCAUUGCAGCAGGGAACCAUGGCAUACCUGUAAUUGUAGCUGGACAUCACUUUGGGAAUGCAAGUGGAAUGGCUCCUCGUUCCCACAUUGCUGUUUACAAGGCACUAUACAAAAGUUUUGGAGGCUUUGCUGCAGAUGUUGUUGCUGCCAUAGAUCAGGCAGCUCAGGAUGGAGUGGAUAUUAUAAGCUUAUCAAUUACUCCCAACCGGCGCCCUCCUGGUCUUGCAACUUUCUUCAAUCCCAUAGAUAUGGCCCUACUUUCAGCUGUGAAGGCUGGGAUUUUUGUUGUACAAGCAGCAGGCAAUACUGGGCCCUCACCCAAGAGUAUUUCUUCCUUCAGUCCAUGGAUCUUCACCGUGGGUGCCUCUGCUCAUGACCGGAUCUACAGUAAUUCCAUAGUUCUUGGCAACAACAUAACCAUUUCUGGAGUUGGGCUUGCACCGGGAACAAGAAAUACUACAACCUACACGCUGGUUUUGGCACUUCAUGCUUUGAACAAUGAAACAACGGAUACCAAUGGCAUGUACUUGGGAGAAUGUCAAGAGCCCACUAGCUUGAAUCGUGAUCUGAUCCAAGGAAACCUCUUGGUCUGUAGCUACUCAAUUCGCUUUGUGCUUGGGCUUUCUACCAUCAAACAAGCCUUGGAAACAGCUAAGAAUCUCAGUGCAGCAGGUCUUGUGUUCUACAUGGAUCCUUUUGUUAUUGGAUUCCAGCUUAAUCCUAUUCCAAUGAAACUGCCUGGUGUAAUAAUUCCAUCACCUGAUGAUUCCAAGAUUUUACUACAAUAUUACAAUUCCUCCUUGGAGAGAGAUGCUGUUUCAAAGAAAAUUGUCAAAUUUGGUGCUGUUGCAAGUAUAUUAGGAGGAUUGAAAGCUAAUUACAACAACUCUGCACCAAAGGUUAUGUAUUAUUCUGCCAGAGGACCAGAUCCAGAGGACAGUUUCCUUGAUGAUGCUGACAUAUUGAAGCCCAAUCUAAUAGCUCCUGGAAAUUUCAUAUGGGGUGCUUGGAGCUCUGUCGGUGCUGAUUCUGUGGAAUUUGAGGGUGAGAACUUUGCAAUGAUGUCUGGGACAAGUAUGGCUGCUCCUCAUGUUGCUGGACUUGCAUCACUGAUCAAGCAGAAGUUUCCAAAUUUUAGUCCAUCAGCCAUUGGUUCAGCACUUUCCACAACAGCCUCCCUCUAUGACAAUAAUGGCAGUCCUAUAAUGGCCCAGCGUUCAUACUCCAAUCCUGACCAAAACCAGUCGCCGGCAACACCCUUUGACAUGGGCAGUGGCUUUGUCAAUGCAACUUCUGCUCUAGACCCGGGCCUAAUUUUUGAUUCCAGUUAUGAUGACUUUUUGUCAUUCCUUUGUGGCAUAAACGGAUCCUCUCCUAUUGUUCUGAACUACACUGGCAAGAGUUGUGGGAUUUAUAACAUAAAUGCCUCUGACCUGAAUUUGCCAUCCAUCACAAUAGCAAAGCUAAACCAGUCAAGAACAGUCCAAAGAGUAGUUACAAACAUAGCUGGCAACGAGACUUACAAUGUGGGUUGGAGUGCUCCUUAUGGAGUUUCAGUUUUGGUGUCGCCAACUCGCUUCUUCAUUGCAGGUGGGCAGAAACAGGACUUGACUGUGCAAUUCAAUGCUACUAUGAACAGCUCCUUCGCCAGCUUUGGAAGGAUUGGGCUUUUUGGAAACCAAGGGCACAUUGUUAAUAUCCCAUUGUCAGUGAUUUUGAAAAUCUCGUCUAGCAUCACUAACAACUGAUGUGGCCAGCAACGAUUCUUUUUCUUUUUCUGUUCUUUUUUUUUGUUUAGUUCGUCGGUUGCUUUUGAUCCAUUUUUUCAUUCAUUGUGUAAAUGUUGGAGUUGUUUGAUAUGUAGAUAGGGUGAUUAAAUAAUUAUACAACUUAGUUUUAUUUUGCUUCUUCCUCAUACCUGUUAGAUUGUGAAGACUAUGAAUUAAAGUUGUACGCUGGAAUUUCAGUUCUA